AUGUCAUUUGCACCUCAAGAAUUGUUCCAAUCCAUGCCCCUACAUUUCGUGGUAGGGCCAGAACAUACUAGAUUCUCAAUACACUCAGCAAUUUUGGAGCGCUUUCCGGAUGCACUGAGACGGGAACUCCACGACCUGCAGACCGAGCAACAUGGUCGCAUGAUCUCAUUAGAGCACAUGGAUGCUAUGAUUUUCGCUUGUUGUUGCCAGUAUGCAUAUACAGGGCGCUAUACUGCUCCCCAAUUGAAGCCCCAGUCGUCAUCUGAACUGGGCAAUCCCGCUGCGUGUACUCAAGAAAGUCAUCCAUUUGACGGACCUUUCGCAGUCGUGAUCCCUCCGUACCAGCCGCAAAGAUCUUCUAGUCUACAUAUGACGACUCUUUGCGGACAUUCUCGCGUCUACCACUUUGCAAGAAAGUAUCACUGGGAGUCAUUACAAUCGUACGCAGCCAAGGAAUUUCAUGCAACCAUGUGGCGCAACGAUUUCUCCUUAAUUCAUGUUGAGGAGCUGGUCCAACUGCUAAGAACUAUAGUUUCCAGCAGCUCAGAGACUCCAAACUAUGGGUCGGAUCUGAUUGUGGAGCACCUGGUGCAGCGCUUGAUAUCAUAA
This is a messenger RNA of Aspergillus alliaceus, 609 nucleotides long. RefSeq lists its product as uncharacterized. NCBI's taxonomy places the organism in Eukaryota, Fungi, Ascomycota, Eurotiomycetes, Eurotiales, Aspergillaceae. The transcript has 2 exons. The record is from RefSeq and is a predicted model, not a curated record. Bases 1 to 609 code for a protein of 202 amino acids.